Molecule: messenger RNA, 974 nt
Organism: Drosophila montana
Lineage: Eukaryota; Metazoa; Arthropoda; Insecta; Diptera; Drosophilidae
Gene: AlkB
Product: alpha-ketoglutarate-dependent dioxygenase AlkB
Exons: 2
Coding region: 37-897 (286 amino acids)
Biological process (GO): oxidative RNA demethylation
Cellular component (GO): cytoplasm; nucleus
Molecular function (GO): ferrous iron binding; oxidative RNA demethylase activity; broad specificity oxidative DNA demethylase activity
Source: RefSeq, a predicted model, not a curated record
CAGUUGGUGAAGUCGAAUAACAUCUCUGAAAUACAAAUGCGGGAAUGCCUAAAUAUACCAAUUGGCUUGCGACCACUGCAUAUGUGGCGGUGUUAUAUGCUUAAAAACCAUCCCGGUCUUUUGGUCAUUCAAAAUCCAUUUACAUUCAAUGGUCAGCGUUAUUGGAUAGCUCGAAGUCUGCGUGAUUACCCUCUUGCACCAAACAUCGUGAACUUGGAUGCAAAACAUUUUUCAUCUAAUACUGUAUCUGACUGGUGGAGAGAGUUACAUAAGUGCACUGAGAAAAGUGUUGCUCACCGUCUUAAGACUUCAAUGCGUUGGACAACAUUGGGGUAUCAUUACAACUGGGACACCAAAGCUUACGAUGAGGCGACGCACACAAUGUUCCCAAGUGACUUGUUUAGCUUAACCCAAUAUUUUUCUCAUGUCUUAGGCUUUCCAAAUUAUAUCCCGCAAGCCGGCAUUAUUAAUUACUACCCUAUUGGCACUUGUUUAUCUGGUCAUACUGAUCAUUCGGAGUUGAACCAUGAAGCACCGCUAUUUUCAUACAGUUUCGGACAAACUGCUAUUUUUCUUAUAGGUCACAACACACAAGAAGAGCAGCCUACUGCUCUGUUUCUUCGUAGUGGAGAUGUUUUAAUUAUGUCUAGGGAGUCGCGUCUUUGUUAUCAUGCUAUACCACGCGUCAUGAAAACACAGAAAGAACCAUGGAAUGAUUUCCUUUCAAUACCUCAGUGCAAAAACAAUGAAACCUUUGGUAGUUCAAUGAAUUUUGAAUUGUACGAUCAGGUUACUGAUACGUGCUUUUGGAUACCGUUUAACCGUUAUAUCGCCGACUCACGCAUAAAUAUUAAUGUGCGUCAGGUUUUGCCUUCAGAUGAUUGCCUUCAAAUUUGAAUAUUUUUUGUAUUUAAUAGUAAUUGUUCUGUUUGCUGCGAAAUCGCAGCUUAAGAAAGCCAAAAUGAUCGAAGAAA